Molecule: messenger RNA, 1926 nt
Organism: Fusarium keratoplasticum
Lineage: Eukaryota; Fungi; Ascomycota; Sordariomycetes; Hypocreales; Nectriaceae
Product: HET domain-containing protein
Exons: 1
Coding region: 1-1926 (641 amino acids)
Source: RefSeq, a predicted model, not a curated record
AUGGAUUCUGAGACGUUCACCUACACCGAAAUCCCCCAAGGCGGAUUCUUCCGCCUGCUCAAAAUCUACGCAGGCUCCGCCAACGACCCGCUUGUGUGCGACCUCUUCAUAGCCGAGAUAGACACGGCUCCUCCAUACACGGCUCUUUCUUACGUAUGGGGGGAUCCAACAAGGAGCGCAGAAAUCAUUUGCUCCAACCAUAUUUGUCGUAUCGGACAGAGUCUUUCAGAUGGACUGCGUCGUAUGCGCGAUGCCGACGAGGACCGGAUCGCAUGGGCUGAUGCCAUAUGCAUCAAUCAGAAUGACAAUAUUGAGAAGGGUCAUCAAGUCGACUUGAUGGGUGUUAUCUACGACAAAGCCCGAGAUGUCCUCGUUUGGCUGGGCCCAGACACUACAGGCUCUGCUAAGGAAGCAUUCCGGUGCAUACGAACCAUCAACAACAAGAUCUAUACAAAGACAGACCUAGAGGAGUUCAUUCCCACCAAGGAAGAGAUGCCCUACACCUACCUUGCUAUGAAACCCGAAGGCGCCUCAGAGUAUACAGACCUGACAGGAAACCGAUACGGCAGGCGGUCAGUCCUCCCCUCCGUCUUCGGUGCCAACGGCAAAGACUGCAUCGGAAGGCUGUUUAGUCUCACCUGGUUCUCCCGUGUGUGGAUUCUCCAGGAGGUCGGCAUCGCUACUGAGGCGACAGCCUUCUGGGGCGAUUCAAGCAUCGACUUUGCAGAGAUUGCCGAAUUCAUUUACAACACCUUCUUCAGUGAAGAGAUCAAACUUCUCGUUGGGCCUGAGACUGCGGCUAUACUAUCUGGUGCGCCUUUAUAUGCCCUUUGGAACGUCUGGUCGACGUAUGAGAAGCAGGGUAACUGGAUGUACCGAAACCCAACGCUUAGAGCCUUCCAUGAUCAGUUGGCCCUUCACUGUGAUUUUGACUUUAUGCUCGUCAUGGAAGCCUCGCGGUAUUUCAACGCGACAAACAAGCUGGAUCACGUCUAUGCUUUUCUGGGUCAUCCCAAGGCGAAGAGGCCGGGAACGGAUAGGACUUGGCUUCAGGCGAAUUACUCGCUGAGUGUCGAGGAGCAGCACCGGUUGUUGGCAGUCAAUAUCGCCCAGCACUCGCUCAACUUUCUGGUCCAGGCCCACCAGACCGAGGAGAGUUUGAGGCCUGAGUACGGACAUCCUUCAUGGAUACCUCAGUGGGACAGAAAGAUGCCCUCUCAUGCAGACGCAUUCUGGGAAGCCUGGGACGCCACUCUUCGAAAGGCAGAGCAAAAGCCUUUCAAAGCCCAGGCUGACGGUAAUAAGCUAACAGUCUCGGGAUAUGUCAUCGACACCAUCGACCAGUUCACGCGAGUCAUGGAAACCUCGGAUUUCGACUCGCCCAAGGGGAGCGGUCACCUCAUCGACCUAUGCUGGGAGAUUGCCGCGAAGAAGCCUUCUCCGUAUCCAAAGGAGAAGGUCAACGAGGCCUUUGCUUCAACGCUCGUGUGCUACUACGACAGCAAAGACGACGAAGCCGGCGAUGGACGGAACCGUGUGGUAGAGCAAUUCGCCGGCUACUGCCUACGCCAAAACGAGGUCUUUUAUGCAGCCCAUCUCAAACCUGGACGAGGAUUCUGGUCUCUCGAUACGGUUGUAAGGGUGGGUCGUAUGUUUGAUCCAGCCUUCAAGUCGUACGGGACCAACAGACGGUUCUUCAACACUGUUUCACACGGGUUCUGGGGGCUAGGGCCGAAGGCGAUGCAAAAGGGGGAUGUUUGUGUGUUAUUAUUCGGUGCCGAUGUCCCGUUUGUGUUGAGGCCGACAGAGACAACUGGAGAGUUCAAGGUUGUUGGGCAGUGCUAUAUGUAUAAGUUUAUGGAUGGUGAGGCUAUCAAACAAUGGCGGGAUCGGAAUCAUCCUCAGGAGGAUUUUGUGUUGGUGUAG